AAAAUAGAAAUAAAAAUGAAAGUUCUUAUCGCAAUAUUAUUAUGCAUAUUGAGUGCUAAUUAUGCCCGAGCUCAGUAUCGUUCCUGUUUGAGUCCCAAUCAAGUGACUGGUUAUUGUGUGAAUAUACUUCAAUGUCCAACCUUGUAUUCAGUGCUACAGAAUCCAAAUUUAUCAUCCAGCGUCAAGCAGUUUAUGAAGGAUUCACGUUGUGGCACAGCUACGGAUAGUCGUCCUUUGGUGUGUUGCACUCGUGACACAGACUUUGCACGGACUCAACGUCAAAAUGACUUCGACUAUGAAUGGACAGAGCCGGCGCCACGACGAAAUAACUUUUUCUUUCCCAGUCAACAGAAUAGUCCAUCGCAGCCUUGGAGUUUUGGUCCUAGCCAAAGUAUAGAUCGUAGUUUUAGACAAACUGACGAUGGUUCGAGUCUCUUGCCACAGCCACCCACAUGCGGGGGUUUGACAGUGCAGCAUAGAAUCUAUGGCGGCGAGGAUGCCGAUCUCAAUGAGUUUCCCUGGAUGGCCUUAAUGGAAUAUAGACGCAAUUCUGGCAAUGGUUUGGCCACCAGUUGUGCUGGUUCUUUGAUCAAUCAACGUUAUAUUCUAACGGCGGCUCAUUGCCUGACGGGACGUAUUGAACGUGAAAUUGGAACACUAGUGUCAGUACUUUUGGGUGAAUAUGAUACUCGCUCUGCUGUGGAUUGUCCCAAAAAUGGAGGCACUUGUGCUCCGGCAAGUCAACGUUAUGGCGUGGCAGAGGUUCGGGUCCAUGAACUGUACAAAUCGGGUUCCCCUAAUCAGGCUCAUGAUAUCGGUCUUGCCCGACUGGAUCGUAAUGUGCGAUAUACGGAGAAUGUGCGUCCAAUUUGCUUGCCUUCGGUGGUGGCCCCAGAGGCCCGAAAUGUUGGCCAACAAUUUAUGGUAGCUGGCUGGGGACGUACACUACAGGCCACUAGAAGUCCUAUUAAACAAAAGCUAGCUGUCAACUAUGUGGAUCCCAGUGAGUGUCGUCAGAAAUUCGCCCAACGCAAGAUCGAUAUUAUGGCCACACAAAUUUGUGCCGGAGGCAAGUUCCGUCAGGACAGUUGUGAUGGCGAUUCCGGUGGUCCCUUGAUGCGUUUCCGUGAUAACUCCUGGGUGCUGGAGGGUGUUGUCUCAUUUGGUUAUAAAUGCGGUCUCAAGGACUGGCCUGGCGUCUAUACGAGUGUGUCGGCCUAUGACAUUUGGAUCAAACAGAAUAUUCGGGUUUAAAAUGAGCCCUAUUAUCAGUUUUAGUUUAAGUCUGAAGCUCAAUUUGUGAUCACCUUUUAGCAUAGAAUUAUUAUUAACCUAACUACUAUUAGCUAAUAAAAGAUUGUAGUAAAAAAUGUA
Messenger RNA from Drosophila willistoni, 1374 nucleotides. RefSeq names its product serine protease 7. The transcript has 3 exons. The record is from RefSeq and is a predicted model, not a curated record. NCBI's taxonomy places the organism in Eukaryota, Metazoa, Arthropoda, Insecta, Diptera, Drosophilidae. The coding region runs from base 16 to 1254 and encodes 412 amino acids. Gene Ontology annotation, biological process: proteolysis. Gene Ontology annotation, molecular function: serine-type endopeptidase activity.